AUGAGACAACUUGUAGCAAAUAAGUCUAGACCGAAGUUGUACACUGAACAACCUCGUGAAUGGGACAGAUUAAUUCCACCAGUAUUGUUUGCCUUUCGUGAAAUACCCAACAAUACACUGAAGCUUUCAUCUUUCGAGUUACUAAAUUCCUCAGAAGAGAUUGCGAGCAUGAUACUAAAACCAAAAGUUUGCCAAAUUUGUAUCGUGGAUGACCAUCCGAUAAGCAACGACGUGUGUGACACAGCCGUGUCAGAUAAUCCCACAACAAAAUUUAGCAUUACUCAGAAUUCGAGCAAUGAGCAGAAACAACAAAUGAAUGAGCUGCUUAAAUCUUUUGAUGAGGAAGUACAAAGAAUGCUCAGACUGGAUGUCGUCGAACCAUCUACCUCGCCCUAUUGUUCUCCCGUAGUCUUAGUGAAGAAGGCAAAUAAUACACUUAGGUUUUGUGUGGACUUCAGAUCCCUUAAUGAUAUAGAUGCCAAGCCAAUGCCGACGAUAGAUGAAGCUCUAGGUAAUUUCAUAGGAGACAAAUAUUUUUCAGAGAUUGAUACAUGCAAGGGCCCCCAAAUAAGGGAGAGGCUGAAAAUCCUUGAAACUGCUCCUCCAGGUCAAAGAUGA
Penaeus chinensis is the source of this 618-nucleotide messenger RNA. RefSeq lists its product as uncharacterized. The record is from RefSeq and is a predicted model, not a curated record. Lineage: Eukaryota; Metazoa; Arthropoda; Malacostraca; Decapoda; Penaeidae. The transcript is spliced from 5 exons. Bases 1 to 618 code for a protein of 205 amino acids.